Encephalitozoon intestinalis ATCC 50506 is the source of this 936-nucleotide messenger RNA. Its product is annotated as putative pseudouridylate synthase. NCBI's taxonomy places the organism in Eukaryota, Fungi, Microsporidia, Unikaryonidae. Bases 1 to 936 code for a protein of 311 amino acids. The record is from RefSeq and is a predicted model, not a curated record. The transcript has a single exon. Gene Ontology annotation, biological process: tRNA pseudouridine synthesis. Gene Ontology annotation, molecular function: pseudouridine synthase activity.
AUGAACGAAGAACAUGUUCUCUGCAUGGUGGAGAGCAUGGUGGGUGCCAAUCAAGGAGAAAUGUAUGAAAACAAGGUCUAUUCAGUAAGUGAUGGAAGCAAAGGAAAGAUAGACAAGGCAGCAUUAAAGAAUAGGCUUCCACAAGGAGACUGGAACUCUCCUUACACAGAGAUAAUGGUGAGAGUAGAGGACGACGUGAAGAUAUCGGUGCAGAAUAGCCCAAUAUAUAUCUAUGGAGAGUACACAAAGAUGGAUAGAAACAUGACACAAUCGCCUUUAGUAGUAGAAGGACGACUCAAAUGCAAUAGGAGCGUGUCGGAUUUUAAGUCCCAAGUCAAGGAGUUCUUUCUAGCAGAUGAUGUUAUCUUUACUCCUGCAGGAAGAGAAGACUUUGAUGUUCGAAUGGUUGAAGGAAGGCCCUUUCUCCUUUCUGUAAAAAACCCCCGAAGAAACCUCAGCUUUGAGAGGUUGAAUCUGGCUCUUUAUAAAGAAGUCGAAAUAAGAAACCUGAGCGUGGUGAGGAAGGAAUGCAAGAGCGUGAUCUUUGGGGGAGAGAACCAAUCAAACAAAACAUACUCUAUAUUUCUGUGCUGUAAAAAGGAGCUUGCCCUGCAAAACUAUUACAUAGUGGAACAGAGGACACCACUGAGGGUUCUACACAGAAGAGCCAAUCUGGCCAGGAUAAAGAAGGCUUGGAUUCUCGAAUCGGAAAAGAGAGAGGUUGAAGGGUGGAUAUAUUACCGGAUUGUUCUUGAAGCCAGUGCUGGAAUGUACAUCAAGGAGUUUGUGAAUGGAGACUUUGGAAGGACAGUCCCAUCUCUUGGAAGUAAAGAAAACUACUGUGAUUUGCUUGAGUUGGAUGUCCUAAGGGUAGAGAAGAAAAGCAUAGAAGACUUUUUGGUGAGGAAUAUUGAGCUAGAUGUUACUAGAUGCUGA